AUGGCGUCUGCAGAGUCAAUCCUCCAGCGAGCUGCCGACGACGGCUCCCUCGACUCAGCAGAAUGGCCAAAGACACUUCAGUACAUCUUGCAUCGCCUUGAUGAGAUAGUCAGCGACUUCCCUAAACCGCCUGCAGAUUCCACUCUGAGACCAACCACAUCAGCAACCACCGACCUCCCCUCACGGCCCAACACCUCGAAUGCCAUAUCGAGCCAGGACUCGCAUGCUACCGACAAGGAGAAUGCACCGCCUGCCACGCCUCCGCGACCGCCCGUGCCCACCUUCUCUGCCUCUACCGAGUCGCAAAGUGUUCCACCAGAGAUCACCACCUUCUACUCGUCAAUACGCUCUGCCCUCUCUAACAACUUCGCAAAACAUCCCCCACAUACCGUUCAGCGCCUAGCUGAACUUGUCCUCGAGCCCAAGAGACGCUACCGGUACCUCCCACCCUACCUUCGCGCCCUCGACCGAGUCGUCUCCGUCUCAUCGCCUCUCACCAUCUUCCCACUUCCACAAGCCGUGUUGCCUACCUCAAGUGGACCGCUCAAUGGCGCAACACCCACCACUACCCAGGCUGCACCAUUGGGCUCAGAUGAAGCACUAGGCGGCGCCCUACUCACACCCAUUCCCUGGCUACAGAACCGCGGCCAAAAUGAGCUGAUUUCUGAAAGCACAGAGAUGGUAGACGGCCCAAAUGGUGCUGGUCGCAUAGAGACAGUGACUGUUGGAAUGCUCAGCGGUGGCCAACGGGCCGAAUCUCCCAACUCCAAUGUAACCCAGAUUGCUUCGUCACAUCCCGAUGGUGAGACGCUGCCGUCUACAGGGCCCGUCACCCAAGGCGAACUUCUGCGCCAAGAGCAAGAGGCUGGAAUCGUCCUCAACAACCCUCAUAGUAUGACUACCAGCCCCACAAAAACUACCUUUGGUGAGAUAGAAGGCGGGGGUACCAUCAUCGACACUGUCGAGGGCGAGGAAGAAGCCCCGCAUGCGAGAGGUCCAGAGGUCAUUGGCAUGGAAGACACGGGUCCGCAAAAGCAGGGAAAGCUCAACAUUGAAGGAGCUAUUGGCAGACCGAGCCUUGAUCACAAGAGCCCAGAGCCCCAAGUACCCGCUGGCACAGACGCCAAGGAUCAAGAGAUGAAAGAUGGAGGUUCAGAAAAACCAAAAGACGCAAAGGCCGUUGAUGAAGAGUCCAAGGGAGAUGCAACAGCCAAGGAGGGAACGAAAGAUGCAAAAGACGUGGAAAUGAAGUCGGAUGAUUAG
Alternaria atra is the source of this 1263-nucleotide messenger RNA. RefSeq lists its product as uncharacterized. The transcript is spliced from 4 exons. Gene Ontology annotation, cellular component: protein phosphatase 4 complex; nucleus; cytoplasm. Gene Ontology annotation, molecular function: protein phosphatase regulator activity. NCBI's taxonomy places the organism in Eukaryota, Fungi, Ascomycota, Dothideomycetes, Pleosporales, Pleosporaceae. Gene Ontology annotation, biological process: protein dephosphorylation. The coding region runs from base 1 to 1263 and encodes 420 amino acids. The record is from RefSeq and is a predicted model, not a curated record.